Messenger RNA from Oncorhynchus tshawytscha (Chinook salmon), 1790 nucleotides. It is a transcript of the gene adprh, whose product is annotated as ADP-ribosylarginine hydrolase. NCBI's taxonomy places the organism in Eukaryota, Metazoa, Chordata, Actinopteri, Salmoniformes, Salmonidae. The record is from RefSeq and is a predicted model, not a curated record.
UUGGUAGCCUCAUCAUUAAAGCCUUUUUUAAUCCACAUUUAACACUAAAUAAUAAGUGAUAUUUCAGGUGGACAGAAAAGGCAUUGGACAGUAGGAAUGACCCUUAUAAUACAUUUACAUAAAAUGUUAUACAAUUUUACCCAGUCAACUAAACCUUCUCAGAGCCACAACCGAUGGUAUUAACUCAUUCCCUCUUAUACACCCAUCCCCGCCUCCCCUCUGCCAGGCCUGCCACCCUCCAGGACUACAAGGCUGCCAUGCUGCUGAGUGGGGUUGGCGAUGCCCUGGGCUACCGCAACCAGCUGUGGGAGUAUAACGAUUCAGAGCCAGCCAUUCACCAGGAGUUGCAAGAGCUUGGUGGGCUGAAGAACAUCACAGCACAGCUUCCUGAUUGGCCAGUCAGUGAUGACACAGUCUUGCACCUGGCCACUGCAGAAGCGCUCACCACCAGAAAGGAAGGGGAGGAGCUUCUGCAGGAUGUGGCUGCUCGUUAUGUCGAGGGCAUGAAAGACAUGGAAGGAAGGAAACCAGUGCCAUCAAGCAUCUUAGGAGUGUCCCAGUUGAGGUCGGGAACUGAAGGGGGCUUCAGAGUGCCCUACAACCCUGAUGGCACCGGAUGUGGGGCAGCCAUGAGGUCUAUGUGCAUCGGACUGAGGUACCCGUGUCCAGAGCAGCUGUCCACUCUGGUGGCCAUUGCUGUGGAAGCAGGAAGGAUGACCCAACCUCACCCGACCGGUUUCCUCGGUGCUGUGGCGACGGCGCUCUUCACCUCAUACGCCGUCCAAUGCCGACCAAUCACGACCUGGGGGCUGGGCUUGGUCAAGGAGGCCUGUCCAAUCGCCAAGAGCUUUGUUCAAUUUCAGGGCUUUGCUGUCAGGGAGACGAGAGACUGGGGAUACUUCACUGAGAAGUGGGAGUGGUACCUGGAGCUGAGAGGCCUCUCCGAGAGGACGGGCCCCGUGCAUUGGCCGGCGUCCUAUGGGCCGGCGGAGAGAGACAAGGUCUAUAAGAUCUUCAGCCUGAAGGGCUGCAGCCACGACGCUCCAAUGAUCGCCCUGGAUGCCCUGCUUGGGGCGGGGUCAGACUGGGAGGAGCUGAUGAGCCGUGGGGGCUUCCAUGGAGGUGACAGUGACAGUACAGCGGUGAUCGCCUGCUGCUGCUGGGGGCUGCUCCAUGGCACGGAGGGCGUCCCGCCCGGCAACUACACCCACCUGGAGUACAGGGAGCGGCUGAAGAGCAGCGCUGAAAAGCUCUACGCCCUGUCACACACAGGAGGUGACAAGUACGAUCCAUAAAGCACUGAGGGGGAGACGAAGAGAGAAAAUGAGAGAGAAUCUGUGAGUGAGGGAAUGAGAAUAAUGUUUUACUGUCUUAACCACAUGCAUUGUCGCUGUAUUCGGUCUUGCCCAAAAGUAACUACGCUUGGUAGGAAGUCAAUUGAUCCUGUGUGGCGCUGUCACAGUGUAACAGAAAAACUGUCAUGUCAACGUAGAUGCCUGGAGGGAAUGGUUCCGUCCCACUGAUCAAGAGCAGGGCUGCAUCCCAAAUAGAACUCUAUUCCCUAUGGGCUCUGUUCAAAAGUAGGGCAUUAUAUAGGGAAUAGCGUUCCAUUUGGGACACACAAAGUCUACACCCAAGGACAAUGAGGAGGAGGAUUCAGUCAUACAAGAGGCUUCCCCUUAUUGAGCAUUGACAAUGCAUGAUAAAUUAAGGGAGUGCAGUGCAUUCGGAAAGUAUUCAGACACCCUUGACUUUUUCCACAUUUUGUUACGUUACAUCCUUAUUCUGAA